Messenger RNA from Colletotrichum chrysophilum, 1122 nucleotides. RefSeq lists its product as uncharacterized. The transcript is spliced from 2 exons. Bases 1 to 1122 code for a protein of 373 amino acids. The record is from RefSeq and is a predicted model, not a curated record. Gene Ontology annotation, molecular function: 3-oxoacyl-[acyl-carrier-protein] synthase activity; fatty acid synthase activity. Gene Ontology annotation, biological process: fatty acid biosynthetic process; secondary metabolite biosynthetic process. NCBI's taxonomy places the organism in Eukaryota, Fungi, Ascomycota, Sordariomycetes, Glomerellales, Glomerellaceae.
AUGACCCGCAACCGGCCUCCAACGCAGAAUACGGAGGAUGACAGACCCCAAGCUGGCCAAGAUGAAGGGAACAUUCAUCCACCACUGGCCAUAGUCGGAUAUGCCUACCGGGCCCCCCUCGUCGGACGAUCAGGCCUUUGGGAUCUUCUGGCGGAAGCAAGAUGCGCAUCAUCGCCGGUGCCGCCAUCUCGCUUCAAUCAGGACGCCUACCACUGCCCGAUCUACGAGAAACCAGGCUACAUCCAUUCGAAGGGCGGUCACUUCAUGCCACAGGACAUCCACGCCUUCGACGCCGCCUUCUUUAACAUUCGCCGCGAUGAGGCCAAAGCCAUGGAUCCUCAGCAGCGCAUCACCAUCGAAUGCGCCUUUGAGGCCUUCGAAAAUGCAGGCUGGACGCUCCGCGACAUCGCUGGCCGUAACGUGGCCGUAUUCGCGGCGCAUCAAGGGUCGACGUAUGCUGGCCACGCUGCCGAGGACCUCCUCACCACGAGUGCGUAUAGUGCGAGUGGCACUGCGGGUUGUAUGCUUGCAAACCGCAUAUCCUACCUCUUCGACCUCCGCGGGCCAAGCGCUGCUGUUGACACAGCUUGCGCGAGCAGCUCGUACGCUUUUCAUCUGGCGUGCCAGAGCGUAAGGCUGGGCGAGUGUGAGGCCGCACUAGUCUCAGCUGCGAAUUUGCUCAACGGUCCGGAGCUCUGGUCCAUGCUCGAUACUGUCGGUGUGUUGUCUCCCGAGGGCAAGUGCUUCUCGUACGACCACAGGGCGUCCGGUUUCGGACGCGGCGAGGGGAGCGCGUGUCUCGUGGUGAAGCCGUUGGCAGCAGCGUUGGCCGACGGCGAUACCGUACGCGCCAUCAUCCGCAAUACAGCGGCGAGUCACUCGGGUCGGGUGCCCGGUGGCAUUACUGUGCCCUCUCAAGAAGCUCAGGAGGGCUUGGCGAGACGUGUCCAUAUGGAAGUUGGCCUGGAUCCCAGGGACACCGGAUUCGUUGAGGGUCACGGCACCGGCACUGCUGUCGGCGAUCCUAUCGACGCAGCUGCCAUUUCUUCUGUAUAUGCGAGCCAGCGAUCACCGACGUCCGCCCCAGUGUUUCUCGGCUCUGUGAAGUCGAAUAUAGGGUGA